Marasmius oreades (fairy-ring Marasmius) is the source of this 1347-nucleotide messenger RNA. RefSeq lists its product as uncharacterized. The record is from RefSeq and is a predicted model, not a curated record. Gene Ontology annotation, cellular component: pyruvate dehydrogenase complex. Gene Ontology annotation, molecular function: dihydrolipoyllysine-residue acetyltransferase activity. Gene Ontology annotation, biological process: pyruvate decarboxylation to acetyl-CoA. The coding region runs from base 1 to 1347 and encodes 448 amino acids. NCBI's taxonomy places the organism in Eukaryota, Fungi, Basidiomycota, Agaricomycetes, Agaricales, Marasmiaceae. The transcript is spliced from 6 exons.
AUGACCUCCGUUGCCCGCAUUUUUUCGCGUCGCUUCCACCUUUCCGCGCGCAGGCAUGCGCUCUCACAAUUUAACAUGCCUGCCAUGAGUCCUACAAUGACGGAAGGUGGAAUAGCUUCCUGGAAAAAGAAAGAGGGUGAAAGUUUCUCUGCAGGCGAUGUUCUUCUGGAAAUCGAAACUGACAAGGCGACCAUCGACGUGGAAGCUCAGGACGAUGGGAUAAUGGCCAAAAUUAUCGUGCCUGACGGAACGAAAAAUGUUAAGAUUGGUCAAACCAUUGCGAUCGUCGGAGAGGAGGGGGAUGACCUUUCGGCAGCUGCUGAUAUGGCGUCUAACGCCUCGUCUCAGCCCUCACAGGCAGACUCAAAACCCAAGGAAAAGGUUGACACACCUAAGCCGCAACCGGAGGCUCCGAAAUCCCAACCUCCGCAGCAAUUCAAGGAAGAUUCUAAGCCAGACUUGCCGAUAGGUGACCGUAUUUUCGCGUCGCCCAUCGCAAAGAAGAUUGCCCUCGAACGUGGUAUUCCUUUGAACAAGGUCAAAGGUUCAGGCCCAAACGGACGCAUCAUUCGCGAAGACGUCGAGAAAUACCAGUCCACUGCUAGUGCAACUUCUGCUGCCUCCCAGCCUGCAACUGCACCCACUGCCGAUUACAUCGACACCCCCGUUUCCAGUAUGAGAAAGACCAUUGGGUCCCGUUUAACGCAGUCGAAGCAGGAAGUCCCGCACUAUUAUGUCACUGUCGACAUUAAUAUGGACAAGAUCCUCAAGCUUCGGGAGGUGUUUAACAAAACACUCGCGGAAAAGAACCCCAGCGCAAAACUUAGUGUGAACGACUUCAUCCUUAAGGCUGUUGGAUGUGCAUUGGCCGACGUGCCGGAGGCUAACUCUGCCUGGUUAGGCGAAGUCAUCAGGACCUACAAGAAGGCCGACAUAUCUGUAGCGGUCGCGACACCUACCGGUCUAAUAACUCCCAUCGUGAAAGACGUCGGUUCGAAAGGUUUGGCUACAAUCUCCGCUGAGACCAAGGCUCUUGCGAAGAAAGCACGCGACGGCAAACUGUCACCCUCUGAGUAUCAAGGCGGUACUUUCACGAUCUCUAACCUUGGCAUGUAUGGUGUCGACCACUUCACCGCUAUCAUCAACCCGCCUCAGUCCUGUAUCCUGGCCGUCGGUUCUACCGAGCCCAAGAUGGUACCUGCUAAUAACGAACGCGGUUUCGAGUUCGUGCGAUCCAUGAAAGUUACAAUGAGCUCUGACCAUCGGACUGUGGACGGUGCCGUCGCUGCCAGAUGGUUGUCUGCUUUCCAGGGCUACAUGGAGAAUCCUUUAACAUUCAUGCUAUGA